AGAACACAUUCUAUUAUGCACCAAACCGAAGAGACCUCAUUUAUGAUUCAAAUUGGUUAAUUAAACCAGUCAGAAUUUUUGAUUGCCUUGUCUCGUUUGCAACAUUCAUGAAGAAAAAAUCUCAACAGUUUCUCACCUCCAGUUUGUCAAUCUGCCAGCUAAAAGACAAUCACACUCUGAGUUGCAUAGAAGAAAAGUUACAUCUGUUACUUCUAUAUGCAUGUCUUCAGUUGGUAAAACCGUUCAUUUCGUUAAAGAAGCUCGUGUCGAGCAGUCUCACACGUACGACACAUGCCAAACUUACAAGAAAUGGAUUACUUGCAUACUUCGCUGGAGAAUUGUGCAAUCUGUGGCGUCCCCUGUACCUCCAGUUGUGGCGCUUGCAAGAAAGUUGGUUACUGUUCCAAAGCACAUCAGCAAAAUCACUGGAAAUCACAUAAACUUCAAUGUUUCCCACUCGUAGUGCAGCAAAAUGACGUGUUGGGGAGAUAUUUGGUCACGACGAGGGAUGUCAAGCAAGGUGAAGUGAUCUUGAAGGAAACCCCCAUAUUUUCUGGACCUCAUUUAGGUGACGCUAGUGCAGUAGAAUCCUGGACGACGAUAGUCUGUCUAAGCUGCUUCCGGAUUGUUCCGACAAAUUACAAGUGUUCAAAAUGUCACUGGCCUUUGUGUGGAGUUACUUGCGAAAAAGACGAACAACAUGCACAAUCUGAGUGUAAAAUUUUUGCGGAACGAAACAUUACUCCCGACACAUUCUUUGAGACAACUCCUGAUUAUUUCGUUUAUGAAGGGGUGACGGUUCUACGGGGGGUUUUGCAAAAGGCUCAGAAUCCGGCGAAAUGGUCUAAAAUAUUAGAAUUGCAAUCUCAUGGGGAAGAAAGGAGUAGAGUUGAACAUGCUCGACAACAGAAAAAUUCUGCCAUCCGGUUUGUGAGACAGGUGUGUGGACAGAGUCAGUGCCAAGAGGAGGAAAUUGACCAUGUCUUGGGAGCGAUCGGAGUAAACGCUUUCGUAUCAGACGAUGGAGUAUCUCAAGCCCAGCUUUAUAGGAAUGGGACUUAUCUUUAUCAUAUUGCCAGUAUGCCAGCCCAUAAUUGUGUUCCUAAUUCGAGCUGGAUUAUUCAACUGAAUUCGGAUUUUCAUUUGCGGGCCGCAGUGCCCAUUAAAACAGGAGAAAGCGUAAAUUUUCUCUACACAGAAGCAACCCUUCCAACUUCUGAGAGACGAAGGAAACUGAAGGACAACAAAUACUUUUUGUGCGGGUGUCCACGAUGUAUGGAUUCGUCCGAAUUGGGGACGUAUUUUUCGUCGCCAAAAUGUACAGAGAAAAAUUGCACUGAUGGCAAUCUUCUACCAACCUAUAAUUUGCAAACAAUGGAUGUCAGUUGGUGUUGCGAACUAUGCUCGUCUAAGAAAUCGCCAGAAUUUGUGCAUUCCCUACUUGCCAAAGUUGAUAAAGAAACAUCGCUCGUGGAUCAAGAUGAUAGUUUCUCAUCUAUCGAGAAACUAAUUAAAAUUAUCAACAAGUAUUCUGGAGUUGUCCUGCAUCCAAAUAAUUUUAAAAUCCAUGAUAUUGAGAAUGACGUACUACAGCGCGUUUCUUUUCUAUUAAUGCAACAUUCAAGAGCACGGAAAAAUCAGUUUGGAAGUAACGAAAUAAAAUGGGCUACAAAAUUGGUGGAAUUGAGCAGAAAGAGUUUAUCCAUUUCUGAUAAAAUUUGGCCCGGAUUUAAUCGUCAUCGAGGUCGUCUCUUAUAUUUCUUACAACAAGGCUUAACUAUAAAGAUGUCGGUUGCUGUCUCGAAUAAGAAAUCUAAAGGGAAAUCUCUGCAAGAUUUAUCAUUGUUAAAACAAGAUCUCCAAGAAAUACAAAGAAUUCGACAAGAAGUAUUGGGAAUAUUUUCCAUUGAGCCGGAAGGAAGGGAAGAAAGCUACAUUGCAAAAGCCAUGAAAGACGAUUCUCCAGAAAUGCUGCAUUUAAAUAGUCUUUUGCUACAACAGUAAAACAUUAAUUCAAAUUACUCGACCGAGUAUAUAUUUCAAACUUAAUUAUCGAUUGAAAGUAAUCUGUAAUAAAUUCAACUUGUUACUCUUUGAAAUUUCUUAUGUAUUUAUUCCUUGAAAUUCCAUUACCAAAUGCUACACUUAAAUAUAUCUAUAAAUGGUUGAAUAAAUAGGUGUUGUUUAA
Messenger RNA from Folsomia candida, 2188 nucleotides. Its product is annotated as SET domain-containing protein SmydA-8. The transcript has 4 exons. Lineage: Eukaryota; Metazoa; Arthropoda; Collembola; Entomobryomorpha; Isotomidae. Bases 292 to 2004 code for a protein of 570 amino acids. The record is from RefSeq and is a predicted model, not a curated record.